Oncorhynchus keta (chum salmon) is the source of this 894-nucleotide messenger RNA. RefSeq names its product retinal cone rhodopsin-sensitive cGMP 3',5'-cyclic phosphodiesterase subunit gamma-like. Gene Ontology annotation, cellular component: photoreceptor outer segment membrane. Bases 146 to 367 code for a protein of 73 amino acids. Gene Ontology annotation, biological process: positive regulation of epidermal growth factor receptor signaling pathway; positive regulation of G protein-coupled receptor signaling pathway; visual perception. The record is from RefSeq and is a predicted model, not a curated record. Gene Ontology annotation, molecular function: cGMP binding; 3',5'-cyclic-nucleotide phosphodiesterase activity. The transcript is spliced from 3 exons. NCBI's taxonomy places the organism in Eukaryota, Metazoa, Chordata, Actinopteri, Salmoniformes, Salmonidae.
GGACAGUCAGAGAGGAGGAAGAGAGAUACAGCAGGAUCUCAGUAGGAUCAACCCAACUCCGGAGAGCUGUUCACUACAGACUGCAGACAGUUACGUAUUUCCCAGCUACCUCUUUCCUCCCUCUCGCUCUCGGUAACCAACAGAAAUGGCAGACGUUGCAACUGCCGCUGAAAAGAAGGCCCCCCCUAAAUUCAAGCAGAGGACUACCCGUACCUUCAAGAGCAAGGCCCCCAAGCCUGGCCAGAAGGGAUUCGGUGACGACAUCCCCGGCAUGGAGGGUCUCGGCACAGACAUCACAGUGGUCUGCCCAUGGGAAGCUUUCGGUGACAUGGAACUCAGUGACCUGGCGAAAUAUGGAAUUGUUUAGACGCCCUACCCCUCCUUCCCUCCCCUCGACCACCCCCUUCACUUCUCUUUCCUUCACUCCCCCUCUCUGGACUCUGUUUUGUUAUGCCAUCUUGUACAAGGCGCUUCCACUUUGACAUCAGCUCGGUGUUUAAGAGCCGGGCGUACUCGGGUGCACUACCGACCCUGAGAGAAAUGGUGAAGUCACACACACAGUGAUACUUGGGAAAUAUGCACAAACCAGCUUUAAACUGAAGACACAUAAUACCAAAGCUCAUCCUGCCACUGUCCUCCUGUAGAAAUCUCACGUAAACAACCAGCUAAGCAAUGUCCGAACAACUGAUGUCAAAUGGCACUCAAGUUAUAUGAAUAAGACAUGUAAUGUAUAAUAGUGAUGUGCAUUCGCUUUCUGCGGUCUGGUAGGUUAAAUAAAUGGUCAUGUCAGUGAAGCUUACUUCGACACUACUACUACAGUUUCACUGGUGCACUUCCUGAGAGAGAAGCUGGACUAAAUUUACAAUGUUAUUAAAGAGGGUUUGAUUAAGCGUU